Molecule: messenger RNA, 3823 nt
Organism: Carassius auratus (goldfish)
Lineage: Eukaryota; Metazoa; Chordata; Actinopteri; Cypriniformes; Cyprinidae
Product: upstream stimulatory factor 2-like
Exons: 11
Coding region: 390-1367 (325 amino acids)
Biological process (GO): regulation of transcription by RNA polymerase II
Molecular function (GO): DNA-binding transcription factor activity, RNA polymerase II-specific; protein dimerization activity; RNA polymerase II cis-regulatory region sequence-specific DNA binding
Source: RefSeq, a predicted model, not a curated record
AAAGCAAUUCGACGCAGUUCAGAAAUAAGGCGAAAACGUGAUUUUAAUGUUCCAAACGCUUAUAAAUAAAAGGACAAAUAAAAACAGUGUUAACGUCAGUGCAAAUACUUAAUGAAAAAAAGCGAUUCAACAGCUCGAGAACUCGAUUAGACCGAGAGCAGGAGUGCGUAACAUACGCAACAAAGCCGCGCAGUGAGCGCAACAACAACCGGGACACCUUCCUUCUUCUUCCACAGCGAUCUCCAUUUUAACUCCUCGCCCAGCCUGCACCUCACGUGUCCUGGACUGUCUUUCUCACAUGACCCGUGUGUUUGUCCCCGUGAUCAGAGCUUCCAUCUCCCGUAUUUCAAGUGUCGCUGAAUAUCGCAUUUUUAAAACCGCUCGCCUUCAUGGAUAUGCUCGAUCAGAGCUUGGACACCUCGACGAGUCACGAGAAACAGGAAACUGAGGAGGUUGUUCAGCUGCAGGAGGGAGAGGGGGUGGGAGCGGAGGAGCAGGCAGCCGUUACAAUAGCGAGCGUCCAGCAAGCGGCAGCCUUUGCAGACCACAAUGUUCAGUAUCAGUUCCGGACAGAGAACACUGGUGGACAGGUGACAUAUCGUGUGGUCCAGGUAACAGAGGACCAUUUGGAAGGAGAUGGAGGAGCAGCAGUCAGUGUAGUGUCCACAGCCUUUGCAGGCGCACAGCAAGCAGUAGCACAGGCUGUCAUCCAGAACCCUUUUAGUAAUGGAGGCAGUCCAGCGGGUGAAACGGUGGGGGGAGAGACACGCUUUGCCUACUUCCCAGCAGCAACUGUCACUGACGGUACAGCUACAGCUGUCUCAGUGCAGGCCACGUCUGAUCCGACCCUCACACAGGCUGGAGGUCAGUUUUACGUGAUGAUGAGUCCACCAGAUGUUUUACAGACUGGAACACCACGGACCAUUGCCCCUCGUACACACACUUACUCUACAGACCUUGGUGAACGUGAGAGUCUUCAACACAGCAGAUCAGAAUGGAAAAUUGAUGGACCCCGGGCACCUCGUGACGAGAGAAGGAGAGCACAGCACAAUGAAGUGGAAAGGAGAAGAAGAGACAAAAUCAACAACUGGAUUGUCACACUGUCUAAAAUCAUCCCAGACUGCAAUAUGGACAAUACCAAAACAGGAGCAAGUAAAGGAGGCAUCCUGUCUAAAGCAUGCGACUACAUUAGAGAACUCCGACAGACUAACCAGAGGCUGCAGGAGAGCUACAAGGAGGUGGAGAGAAUACAAGUGGACAAUGAGCUACUAAGACAACAGAUUGAAGACCUGAAAAAUGACAAUGCACUGCUCAGAGCUCAACUACAACAACAUGGCCUGGAAAUCAGUGAGACUACAUCACAGUGACAAAAACAAAACAACAACAAAAAAAAACAUUCUCACGAAUAAAAAAAAAAAAAGUGAUAGUGACAUGGAGAAAUAAUCCCUCAAUGACUUGCUUGUACACGCAUCUUCACAGAGUUAAGAUGUUCUGCACCUCAAGUAGGGUAUGAAUGCUUAUGUGAUGCACAGACACACAUCCUUCUGAUAAGAGACUGUGACCAUUUUGAAAUUAACAUCUGCUGUACAAGCACAUUUUGUUUUCUCUGUCACUUCCGUGAGAAUUCAACCACUUGGACUCGACUGAUAUGGAAUAACCCUCAUCUUCCAGAAGUAUUCUGCUUGCCACAGGUUUAUGUCUUUAGUUUCAAUCUUGGAUUUGUGAACCAAUUAUUUGCCUGCUAAUGCCUAAUGCUCAUCUUUUGUUCUGUUUGAAACAUUUUGUGGAUUUUAUUUUUGCUACAUAGUGCAAAUUUUACUACUGUCUCUUAACACGACAGAAGGUCUUUUUUCGAGGGUUCUUCGGUAUUGUAUUUAUUAGCUUUCAAGAAAUUGCGUAGCAGCAGGUAUACAAAACCUUUGCAUUUGGCUGAUGUUUUGAAUUCGAUUUCGUUUUUCUGUCUUGUAGUCUUUCCAUAUAUCAGACUUUGUGAAAUACAUUCAUCAGGCUGAUCAAAGACUUGAUAUCGUGGCACAUCAAGACUAAUUUACAAGUUUGCUUAGAAUGUAAAUGAAAGUGCAUAGAGUAUGUUUUUAUUUAAAAUGGAGACUUGUGAUAUCUAAAACUGCAUUACCUAUAAAUCUCAGUUAUCAGAGUACAUUAUAUUUAAUGCACUGUAAUUUUAGUGAAGGAUGAACGAGUAGCUCAGGGUUUUGAGGUGCAGGAAAAUAGCCUAGGCUCUCCCCACUAACCUUGUAAUCCUGCACUUUUUCCCCUUUGGCUUUAAUAUACUAGAUUCAAACAUGUACUCUCUCGCUCUCUCUCUCUCUCUCUCUCUCUCUCUCUCUCUCUCUCUAUAUAUAUAUAUAUAUAUAUAUAUAUAUAUAUAUAUAUCAUGUAUUUCAACCAGUUGUUCUUAAGUCAUUAAUUGAUUCAAAGAAAUGUACUUCAUAAGCCCUAAUUCCCAGGCUUGUUUAUCUACGGCAAAUAAAAUGGAAGAUGCACAAUAGAAACAGAUAGAAUUGCUACUGCUAAUAGUGUUCUGGCUUAUUUUAUUGUAGCUUAUCUUCCAUCUUAUUUUGUAACAUUCCUAAUUUAGGUCGUUGAUUUAGACAUUGAUCAACAACACCAUUUUGAUCAAUAAAAUUGGAUUUGAGCUUUAAAAUUUAUCAACCUCCAUUUAAUUAUAAGAGUGUGAACAUUAAUAACUGAUGGCAAUGAGAGUUACUGUUAAUGAGCUAUGCAUAAGGAAAUCAAACGUACUUUUAAAGUGAACCGAUUUAUUUUCUUUAACCUUCUUAAUAGUGUUAGUGUUUACCAGUUAAUCUAGGUUUUAAGGCCAGAAGACCUAAGUCUUGGAAUGAAAAGGGCUUAGGUCUACUGGCUUAAGUCUCCUAAGACUUGGAUUUGCGUGAUAUAGGACCUUUAAGGCCAUCUCUCACAGCCUUGUUUUCAUUCAUGUUUAAUUCAAUAUGUCGUCCAACCUGAAGGUCUAUUCAGGUCUGGGUUUUUCCCUUCCUAGUCAGGCUUAUUGCAGAGUUUGAAUAAUAUAAUGCUAGAUUACAAAAAUAAUACUUUAGACUGUUUACUGCAACCAAUCACGAGGUGGUGGUGGUGGUAUCCUCAAGUUAAAUCACAAACAACCUGUGAUCAUAGCAUACCAAGGCCUGGUAUCACUGACGGGGCUUAGCUGAAACCAGGACUAGCACUUUCAUUAAAUUAUGGUAUUUAAGCAACUUUUAUAAAAAUGCCUUUGAAGAAAACAUUACCGGUCUGUAUCUUGUGACAGAACAAUGGCACUGACAUAUUUUAAGAUAUGCCAGAGCAAGAUAUUUUCAGUUGAGACAGCUCAAACAUUCAUUUUAGUCUUGGACUAGCCUUAAGACUUGUCUGUGAAACCGGAGGAAAGUGUUGAACCAGUGAAACAUCAAAAUAUAUUUCACAUAGCAAUACAGAGAGGGCACAGAUGACCUUUAAGCACUCUCUCUGUCCUCUUCACAGUAUUAAUGCUGUACUUGAAUGACUGUUGAGUCCAGAACCAUAGUCUAAUGCACUGCUACUUUUAAAUUAAAGCUUAGAAAGAAUAUUUUUAUUAAUGUAUGUCUGAUUGAAUUGAGGAACACUUAGCAUGACAUUCUUACCACUGGUUUGAUAUCUAUAAGCUAUACAACAACAACAACAACAACGUUGCGUUUGUCGUGCCUAAUGACUGUUGAUGUUUAUGUAUGUACUUAUAUAAAAGAGAAACCCAGAGUUACAAUAUGUAGUUAUUUUUCUUUGAAAGAAACAAAAAUUCUAAAAUAAAUGUGAAAAAAGCUGUCAA